GACAGGAGCGCGCAGGGCGCUGUUGGCGGGCAGGGGGUCCGGGAGGCUCGGCCCUCGGGGGCGUGUCGGCAGAGGCGGCGGCGGAGCUCCCAGCUUGGCGCAAGAGGCGGCGGCCAGCAUGGAGAGCGAGCUGGAGGCUUUGGCCCCGCGGCCCGCGAGCUCCACGGAGCCGCCCUUCCAGGCGCUCGUGGAGGCGGCGGGCGGCCGCGGGCAGGUGCUGCUGGUGGGCGAGCUGUGGGAGCGCGAGCAGAGCCGCGCGCUGCUGCGGGACUUCGCCCGUGCGGUGUUCCCUCCGGAGCCCGCGCCGGGCAAGCCGGGCUGCACAGAGGCCGAGAGCGCGGGUACGGCGGCGGCCACGGAGCCGCAUAGGGCUCCGGGAACGAAGGCGGAGCGCGUUAUCCGCUCGCCGCUCGUCUUCGUGCUCUGCCGCGCCGGAUCGCUGACCUCCCGGGAGCCUCGGCGCCACCUGCGGGAGAUGCUGCGGGACGUGCGCGGCCGGAGGCAGGAAGGCGCCGCGCUGGUCGGGGUCCUGGUGGCUGACGCGAGUGCGGAGGACUCGGGGGCGCCCGGACUGCAGCUGCUGGAGACGCUGCUGCGCAGGGUGUUCGGCCGCCAAGUCGGGGGCCCCGUGCAGGCUGCAGCCUUCCGUCCGGGCUGCCCGGCCUCCAGCCUGGCGGUCCAGGAGGCGGCCUGCAGGGCCCUGCAAGCUGCGGGACCGGGUCGACCAGAAGGUGCCUGGGAAAGACCGGGACUGCCUGGCCUACUGACUUGCUUUUCCUGGGGUCCUCGGAGGCAGAGGAAGAGCCAAGGUGUCACCUCCUCUCAAAGCCCAGUUCAAGAGCACCUCCAGGUCUCAGAAGAGGAGCUGGCACUGACACCUGUAUUUCCCAACGGGGACUGUGAAGACCGUGGGAAUGGGUCUAGAGCCCAGGAUGGAGUUGUCCACAUGCCACCUGAUCCCUUGGGGAACACAAGAUGAAAGCUGGACCCCUGGACUGGCCCUAACCUGCACAUUGGGCUCUGGCCCUUCUCAGUGAGUCUCCACAUCACAGUGUUGACCUCAGCAGAUAGUGACUGACUAUGAAGACCCCACUUGCUUGUGGGCUGCCACUCUCACUGUUGCCAGCUCGGCGACGAGGCCUAUGGGACCUGCUCCACACUGAGUGUCUUUUUACUCUAUGGUCAUGGUGGGUUGAUCUUGUCUCUCUGUGCCUUUACUUCUCUGAGCCAAGAAGCCUCUGUAACGGCUUUGCAGACAUGUCACUCAGUCUCUGGGCUUGUUUCCCAAAUGACCGAAGGACUGCCAACCCAGUGGCCUUCCACCAGGAGCCACGUUGCACCUCCCGGCAACACUGGAAACUUGUGUAAAAGCAAUUAGUGGGCAUCUCACAGUGCGUAGGAUGGACCAGCUACUUACUUUACUCAGAAUGCUCAUUGCAACAGUUUUAAGAAAUAGAAGGGCCAAUCCCUUCUCCCUGUCAUUCUGGGAAGAGAUCCCCUUAGGUUUCCUGGGAUCUUGGCUCCCAGAACAAGCCAAAAUAAAGACCUGACUGUUGCUGUGAGGGAGCCUGUCAGGCCAGAGCCAAGAUGGCUUGUGUGUUGCAGGGCCAGGACCAAAAGCGCCUUGCAUGCUAUGAGAAAAAGGGGCCUCUGUCUUUCUCAUGUUGACACUGAUUACUGUGCCAAAUCCUUUGUGGAAGUGUUUGCUGGGAGCUGCCUUUAGCACCAAGGAGAGGGAAAGCCAGGGUAUUGGGGUGCUUAGUCCCCCGACUUGUACUAGAUCUCAGGUCCUAGCCCAAGUAUCCCGGAGGUUCUGGAAUCUUCCCUUACAGUCUAUGAGUCACGUAGGGUGGGUAAAUAUCUUCCACAGAGCCUGCCAGGGUAUCUACUCAUGCAGAGGCAGCUGGGGACUACCUCUCUUGUCCCUGACUGCCCCUAGAGAAAUCAGUCUUUGGAAGGACAAAGGCCCUUACUGGCUUUCCCUGAUGUGUGGAAAGUGCUGUCAGGGGGAAGUGGAUAAAUCCAUGCACCCAUCUGUAAGACACUGCAGAUCCCCAGUUGUGCCGUACUGUGCACAGCUUCCUGUGAGGAGCUACAUACCUUUGAGUCAUGGUUUCAACUCUUUCUGUGGUGAUACAAAGGGAGAGGACCCUCCCUGCUCUGUGCCUCAAUUUCUUCUUGGUGAUCUAGAGCCUAACCCUGCCCCCUUCUCAGUCUCAAGAAUAAAAACUGUGAAGUAGAGACAGUGUCUUCCCUGAAUGAGGUGGGAGCAGACGCCAUUUUAAUAACGCAAGGUGAUACCGUAGGAAAUGGUCCCAACUAGCAUCUUUUUAUUCAAGAAUGUAGUUCAGCUAGUAGAGGGCUAGCCUAGCAUACUAGUUUGAUCCCCAUCACUGUAUAAACCGAAUGUAGUGCACAGACCUAUAACCCCAGUACUUUGGAAGUAGAGAUAGGAGGAUCAGAAGUUCAAAUCCACCCUCAAUGACAAUGUGAAUUGGAGGCCAGCCUGGGCUACAUGAGACUCUGUCUCAGAAAAGAAGAAAGAAACAAAAAGAACUUUGAAUUUUCAGUUUGAUUUGGUUUUUAAAUGGGAAAAGUAGUAUAUUUGAAGCUGCUAUGUUUUUUUGUUACGCUAUUGACCUAUGCAGUCCUCUAUAAUCACAAAAGUUUUAAUCCUUGUUACUUCUGUAUUUGUUACCCAUGUUGAAACUUAGGAACCUUCAUAUUUAAAUCAACGUCGUUUCCUUGGUUAGGGAGGAUUCAUUUCCCAUUCUGGUCUGUGGUGAUUCCUCCCCAGCCCUCUCUUGGAGUCCCAUCCCCACUGUACAUUACAGGGCCAUUUGGGUUUGUAGUCUGGUCUAAAGUGUGACUUAGGCACCGAUCACAUCGGUUGUUGGGGUUUUAAUUGCCUACUGCAGGCCUUGUCGCUGGUGGAAAAGGUCUUUGUACUGAGUCUGGUUUCUGCUUCCCAUCUGGUAAAACAGGUGCAGCAAACGGCUUCCUGUGGCUGCCGGUCUUAGUACUGUUUCUCAGCAGAUAGAAAGACCUGAGUUUCACCCAGGAUGGUCAUGUGGGCCCUGCCAGGGGACUUUAGAAAGACGUGAAGGUUGGAGUGGUCUGAGGAAAGGCUGGAGACCUGGAGGACACCAGGGGUCCCUGGGAGCCCAGUGUGAGGAACAGCCCAGGCAGCCCCACUCUGGGUCCUGGGGUUCUAACCUGUAAUGUGAUGAUGGUGCCCCUGCUUUUGACUCGAAUGCUGGUUCUUUACAUCUAAUAAACCAGACAGUGCCUCACCAUA
Molecule: messenger RNA, 3298 nt
Organism: Rattus norvegicus (Norway rat)
Lineage: Eukaryota; Metazoa; Chordata; Mammalia; Rodentia; Muridae
Source: RefSeq, a predicted model, not a curated record